AUGAGUCCCAAAAAGCAGAACAAGAGCAAGCAGAAGAGCAAGAAGACGAAUGAGUCUGCCAACAACAAAAACAAGAAGAAAAAGCCCAAGACAGCCAAGUAUGCAAUUGGCACUCGUUUUUGGAAGAGUUUUGGAGAACAUGGCAACUUUGAAGCGACUGUUGCAAGCUUUGAUGCUCAGACUGGCUUUUAUCGAUUGACGUACGACGAUGGCGAUCAAGAGGAAAUGACAGAACGGGAAAUUACGCAAUGGAUACAAAAGGACCUUCAAAAUACUACUCAAGAAAACAAUACUGAAGCUGAAGCUGAAGCUGAACCAGUGGAAAACCCAAUGGAGAUUGAGAUGGAUGAUCUUGAGCAAGACAAGGACAAGAAGAACAAAACUGACAAAACCAAGAAUGACAAGGGAAACAAACCAAAAAAGAGAAAGACCACUCCUACGCCACCACCAGCUCUACAUGUAGAUACCACACCAACAACUACAACUACAACUACAACUACAACUACAAAUACGACCAAAACUCCCAAGUACCAAAAUGGCACCAAGAUUCUCAAGGCGUUCCCUGGCUAUGAAGAACUCUUUCAAGGGACCAUUGUUCGGCAUGAACCAGACGACUCCGGUUUUUUCUAUCACAUUGUCUAUGAGGAUGGAGAUGAGGAGGAUCUCACGGAACGACAAGUCACCCGUCUCAUCAACAAACAACAUGAACAACAACUUCAGACGGAAACUACACCAGCCGCCACCACCACAACCGUUAUUACCACGUCUUCUACCAAAGGACGUUCGAUCCGUCGCAUAUCGUACGUGGACAACAAUGACAGCAAUGACGACGAUGACGAUGAGGAGGAAGAGGAAGCAGCACCACCCAAGAAACGCAGACGAUCCUCUACUGCUAGUCGUGCCAAAAAGAAAAAGGACGACGACGAGGACGAUGCCAGUGUGGUGUCCAACAAGGAUCUAUUUGAGGAUUUGUUUGCAGAGCAAGAUGCUAAAAAGCAACCUGCUGCCAACAAUAAAAAACAGGAACCCAAACCCAAAAAGAUGCACGAAAGUUACAAACCCAUGAAUCAUCCCGUAUACGACAAAUUAACCACGGCAGAAAUACAAGCCACCAAGCAAUAUUUGGAUCCCUGUGGGAUGGAUGCCACGGAUGAUAUUAUUGGACGAUUGAUUGGGGAUCAGAUCGAUAAAGUGGCCGGGUUGUGGUCCAGGGCACUGGCACACGACAAAACAACGCUGGGAUCCGCUGAAACACCGCUACGAUUGGGAACGGCGUGUAGUGGCACAGAUGCGCCAGCGCUCGCCAUGACCAUGGUACUCGAGCAAAUGGAAUUGCGACGACGUGACAAUGACAAUGACAACAACACACUUCCCGUAAUGCACUACUCGCACGAAUUCUCCUGCGAAAAUGAUCCCAUGAAACAAGCAUACUUGGCACGCAAUUUCGACAGCAAACUUUAUCCAGAUAUCGCCAGACUGUGCGACAAUCCAGCACCUCGUGACGUGUUUGGGCAAGAGCAACCAUUGCCCAAAGCCAACAUGUUUGUGGCCGGAACGUCCUGCAAGGACUUUAGUACGAUGCGGUCCAAAAAACGAAAGGACAUUGAAGAUCGAGGAUGUUCCGGAGAAACCUUUCUGGCGGCCUGUGAAGUCAUUCUCAAGGAACAACCGACGAUUUGCAUUCUGGAAAAUGUGGUGGGUGCGUGGUGGAAGAAAAUGUCCGAGUAUAUUGUCGGACGCAUCCAAUUGUCGGAUGCGGGCAAGGGAAAAGAUGGUGAAACCAAAGACGCCACGAAGGGUCCCAAAGAACUCAAAUUCUCGUUCGAUAACAAGCAGGGCAAUAAGCUCGUGGUGGAAGAAGUCCCAAAGAUGUGGGGUGUGCAUUGCGGUUCGACCGUAGCCGGCUUUCUCAAGGGUGACACAAUGGGAAAGAUUCACCCAGUCGAAUGGCCCACGAAAGUUAAAAAGACCGAAAAGUGCACCUUGACCGACCUACUGGGACCCAAUAAGAUUGACAAAAAGAAGGAUUGGUUGGUCUUUGAUCGGCCCGUCACGUACCAAACACAUUGGGUGAGGGUCGAUACCAAGAACUUUGGACUGCCCCAAACAAGACAACGAACCUACAUGUUUGUCUGGCAAACGAAUCCCCAGCCAAAAGAUGGAUUUUUCUACCCCGACAAUCUCGGCGCGUAUUGGGAAGCACUCGUGAAACAUUUGGAAUCGCCGGUAAAGCACCCUUUGGAAGCCUUCCUUUUGCCACUGGACCAUGAUAACAUGCGAGCGUAUCGAGAAGCACUGAGGGGGCCACUCGGUCGCGAGAGCACUCGCCGAAAAGCCAUGUACCCAAACUUUUGGACCACGGCAAGCAAGAAUCGUCCCCACAACAAGGCGGCCAGGACGACCUCGGGGAUUGGGGAUGAAGCUCGCCACAUCACGCAAUGGGGAGACAACGGCAAGAAGAAGCUACCGCCACAUUACUGGCUGGAAUACAUGAAUUGUAACAGCCCACGGUGUUUGGAUGUGGUGGACGUUCUGCACGCUCAAGCUCUACGCGACGCAGAAUCCCAUGAUGCCAACCAUGCCAGUUUCUUUUGGAACGUCAGUCAAAACGUGACAAAAGAGAGGCAUCGCACCGCAAAACCGGGUAUAGCAAGUUGUAUCACACCAGGAGGCGACUUUUUACUUCCACACCAGGGAAGGAAUCUUUUGGGAGUUGAGAAGCUCUUGAUCCAAGGGAUUCCGUAUUUCCGACUGGCAUUGGGUAACGAAACAGAAGUUAAUCUGGCUGACCUUGCGGGGAACGCCAUGAGUUCCACUGUCGUCUGUGCGACCAUGUUAGCUGCCCUCAUGGCCCCUCAACUUCGCAAGGAAAUGCAAGCAAGUAUCGCAGGAGAUGACACCACCAACAAAGCACCCAGCUUGGAAAAGAUCAAGGAAUUUCUCGAGAAACACGCCAGACUUGACUCGACGGGAGAACAGAGCCGCAAAUGGGCCGGUGAAAUCUCAAUGGUGAAAACUGAGUUGCAGAGCAACGAGGCUGAUCGACACACGGGAGACAAAUCUUGCAUGGAGUUAUUUGGAGAGCUCGCAGCACUGGCACCACUUGCCGUCAAAUCCUCAGUAUGGUGCACAUGUGAAUCGAGCGGUAACCGUUCGCGCACAAACAAAUUCGUCAAAUGCAAGGUAUGCUGUGUGUCUUGCUGUCGCAACUGUAUCUCUGAGCAUGCAGGAUACAAUUUGGACACCCAUGAUACGGUCGAGAUCGAAAUUGGGAAUGAAAGCGGUGCGGAUUUUCCUGUGGACGAACGAAACCUUUUUGAAUUUGAAAAGAAGCUGCGAAGCAUGUUGCCGUCAUCCGUCUACUUGAGCAAAGAAGGGAUUGGCAAGGUUGCUGAGGUAGAAAAUGAUCGAUACAGGAUUCGCGGCCUAGACAAAUUCAGCUUUGUCUUGUACAGCAUCAAGCGAGAAUGUGGCAAAUGGUUGAUCGUCUACUAUGCUCGUGACAAAUGCGGUGUUGGAGAGGCCGUCGCAGAGAUGCGUAUCACGGUGGGGAAAGUCAGGCGAGGGCAGGCUGGAGAGUCCAAUCUCCUGGGCCUUCGAUGUGAGCUCACGUCUUUCAUCCCUGCGCGAUCCGAGCCUUUGCAGUACGGGAAUCUUGCUCCAUGUUGUCAACUUGUCUUGCUCCUCCCAAAAGAUGGGAGUGCUCCGAAUGUCAAUGAUGCGACAUGGCAAGUGAGGCUUCCAGAAGUCUCGUCUUCAAUACAGCUAUCAGGGACUGGGGAUACUGAUUCCUAUCGCGUGGAAGUCGGCAUUACCGACGAAGCGCCCGAAGCAUUGGAACAGCAUACGAAGAGCAAGAAGGGGCGAUAUGAGUUAGUUGUGAAAACCAAGGAAGAGCGACGUUGGCUUUAUCCCAAGGUCUGGAAAAAGUGGCCGUCAUCCAUAAGGAUUCGCUGUCCGCAUGAUGGUAUCGAUCGUCGUGUCUCUGGAACGUACCUGCGUGCCGCAUGUCGCCAAACAACGAACCAGUCGGCUCUGUGGAUAAAGCAAGUUGAGGGGAAGCCUUCAAUCUAUUUGCUGAUGAAGCCAAAUGUCAGCCGAACUGGAGGGGACUACGCAAUCAUUACAACCUCGAUGGAUUUCACCGACACUUCGUGCAUUCUGGCGGAACUGGAUCAGUAUUGGCAACCCGGUGAUGCAUUUGACGCAACCAAUCAGCGUCAGGCUGUGCGGUGCCAGUCUUGGGGGGCGCUGCCUGGUUUUGAAUGCAAGAUCCCGAAGUCAACAAUACAAGUGGAGGCCCCCGGUACAGAGAACAAUCUUGUUGUUGUCCAAGGUCUCAAGAGAACUGAGGCGACAAUGCUAGAACGCAUUGAUUGCAUGAACAGAACCAGCAGUGGAGAUGGUGCUCUCGUUGAGCUCAAUGUUACUUCUGGACAGCGGGCCCAACAAGUUGUUCGAAGGAUUAACGCUAUCAUCGCGCCCCAAAUACUCAAGUUCGCUGCCAUGGGCGGUUUGCGCUACGACUUGAGCCCUACGGCUGACUGGGAGGUCCUUGAAAGCAACGAUGAUGAACCAUUUGGGACUUGCGUUCCCGUCCGUCCCAAGGAGAGUUGGUUCUACGACGAGGAACGAGAACGUUGGGAUCGACGCUUCGACCAUGAUGCCAGCCGAACUUACUACAUGAAUCUGCAAGGAGCCCAAAAGCCUUUCGAGUUUUGGCUUGACAGGGAGAGGUGCUCGCUAGAGAUCAAGAUGUUUCCAAAAGUUGUUGCCCAUGCUGCUGCUGCACAGCUAUUGCGGGGCCGCGGAAUUCUUUCCGAUGACAACAAGCAUGGCGGAGCACAGGUUUCGUUUCGAUUGUCGGAUGUGUCUCAGCAAAUCGAUCCGACGAUCGAUCGGUUUCGAGUGGAAAACUGCAGUGCUUUGGAUGCAACUCCUGUGGAACUGCAACAUCCAUACAAACUCUACGACAGGCAACGAAAAGUUCUCACCAAGAUGCUCGCCAUCGAGGAGGGAAAGACUUCCUUUUUAGAAAUGGAAAUGUCAGAGUCCAACAUGCCGGGUACAGUUGGAUUUAGUCUCAUGGCACAAGCCAAACGCUCGAGAAACAUCUGUGGCGGUGUCAUUGCCGAUGCGAUUGGCGCGGGCAAGACCGUAAUCUCGAUUGCCAUAAUCGUACAGGGCAUCGAGAGGGCUAGAGCGUCGCGGGCGACCCCAAGAAAGAGCGGGGCAACGCUGGUAGUGGUACCUCCAGCGCUGAUCGACCAGUGGGAGUCAGAAGUGCAGAAAUUCGCGCCUUCUCUUGUCGUCAUCACCGUCCACGACUUCAAGGAACUGGACUCUAUCAAGCUAUCAUCUUUGAUUGAAGCGGACGUUGUGGUGUGCCCUGUCGACAUAUUGGAGUCCAAAAAGUAUCUCGCCAACCUUGUACAAAAGGCUGGCCUCGACAAAACCACCAGCGCCGAGCAUCUUCCGAAGCUGCCAGCUUACAGCGGUGAGCGAGAGCAAAUUGAGGCACGGGGUGUCUGGAUUCCUCACGAAUCGGCAGAUCCAUACAACGUUGGUUCCAAGACAAAUGAUCAGCAAAGACGCAACAAAAGUGCCUACUACACCUACGUGUACCAAUCUGCCAUCCAGUCCCUUCGCGAAAAGAAUUUUUCGCCAUCGGACACUGGCAUCCCCUUGGAGUAUUUCGAGUUUGAACGUCUGUUUGUCGAUGAAAUCCACGAAUCACUUUGCACAACCAAGGAAGAACUAGCGACGGCCGCAGAGACCGCGAAAAGCUCCAACGUGGGCUUUUGGAAAGAAAAGAACCGUCGUGCGGGCCGGGAGCUUUUGGGAAUUACCCAAAAGGACGUUACCAAACGUCCUUUGGUUUGCCGACGGGCCGUGUUUGGCUUGACGGGAACUCCCCUCUUGGACAGCAACAGUCGUGUGAUUGAGUUGGCCAAUCUCAUGGGAGGCACCUACGUGCUUGGUCUGUCGAAAAUAUGGCGGAAGUUGGAGCGAGAAUCAUGCCGCGACAUCUUCUUGCACAACUUCUUGGAACCCAAGCCAAGCCGGGCGGUCCGUCGACAGGGAUACGCACGAUGCCAGGACUAUCUCAAGGUGGCCUGCUGUCGGAACCGAUCGGGAGAAGAAAUGAAGGGCAUUGAGCUCCAAGAGCAUGUCGAGGUGAUCCAAAUGUCCGAGGCCGAAAAGACAGCCUACUUGAAGAGUCAAAUCGGAAUUCCAGCGGACCAACGAUGUUUGGGGAUCAAGCCAACGGACUUUGAUGAGAACGAAGGGCAAGACAUGAGUGGCUUGUUGCGGCAGAAUGCUUCCUGUCCCAGUCGAGGUGCUAAGUUGGUGGAGAUUUGUCAAAAGAUCCUGUCGGAGGCACCAACCACGAAGAUUAUUGUGUUUACGGACGGGAGCAUUGGAGCGGGCAUUGCCGCACGAGAAGCCUUGUGCGGCCCCGAUGGCCCCGAUUGUACGUGGCUGGACACGGAGGAUUCUGUCAAGUUGAAGAACGAAAAGAUUGGUUGGUAUCAACGCGGCGACGCCACGGACGAGGACCGCCAGCGCCCUCGCGUGCUCGUUUUGCACUACGAACAUGCGGCUGGUUUGAAUUUACAAUCGGAAAGUCACAAUGUGAUUCUGUUUUCUCCUUUGUAUGUGGGUAAGGGCGGGUGCAGUGACGACCCCGUUUCGGAUGUGAGCACGGAGCUGCAGGCCAUUGGUCGGGUGUAUCGCAUUGGACAACCCAGCCGCGUGGUACACGUGUACCGGAUCGAAGUCCAAGGGCCGAAAGGCGAAGAGUGUUUGGAUGGUAAACUGAUUGACCGCAACAGCGAUCCAGAAGUCAUUGCCAUGGCCACCAAUGCGGAAUAG
Seminavis robusta is the source of this 6876-nucleotide messenger RNA. The record is from the annotation of a GenBank genome assembly. Lineage: Eukaryota; Bacillariophyta; Bacillariophyceae; Naviculales; Naviculaceae.